This is a messenger RNA of Pygocentrus nattereri (red-bellied piranha), 956 nucleotides long. RefSeq names its product biogenesis of lysosomal organelles complex-1, subunit 1 (gene bloc1s1). Gene Ontology annotation, cellular component: BLOC-1 complex. The coding region runs from base 119 to 496 and encodes 125 amino acids. NCBI's taxonomy places the organism in Eukaryota, Metazoa, Chordata, Actinopteri, Characiformes, Serrasalmidae. Gene Ontology annotation, biological process: endosomal transport. The transcript has 4 exons. The record is from RefSeq and is a predicted model, not a curated record.
ACUGUUGUCUGUCACGUGAAUCUCACUGACCGACAACCCCAAAUAACUACAUUUUCCGCAUUUUUCUUAAAAAGUCUGUCAUUUCUGCAUAAAAUUGUAUCGCAGUAGACGAAAGACAAUGCUCUCCCGGCUGUUAAAGGAACAUCAAGCAAAACAAAACGAAAGGAAGGAGCUUCAAGAGAGACGUCGGCGUGAAGCUAUAGCAGCAGCCACUUGUUUAACAGAGGCCUUGGUGGACCACCUCAAUGUGGGUGUCGCCCAGGCCUAUGUGAAUCAGCGCAAGCUGGAUCACGAGGUGAAGACCUUGCAGGUGCAGGCUGGUCAGUUCGCCAAGCAGACAGCCCAGUGGAUCAGCAUGGUGGAAGGCUUCAACCAGGCCUUAAAGGAAAUUGGGGAUGUGGAGAACUGGGCUCGCAGCAUUGAGAUGGACAUGAGGACUAUCGCUACAGCCCUGGAGUAUGUGCACAAAGGCCAUCUUCAGGCAGCUUCUUCUUAGACUGACCUUCAGCCGUGCAGCUGGCAGAUCUGGUUACUGAUGUGAACAUGAGAGGCAGCCUGACGCAAUACAAGAGCCUGUAGUGGUGUAGACCACAUCUACUACAGAGACUGCGAAGAUACUUGGGGCUGCUUUUCCACAUUCAGAAUAAGCUGAAUUUUAGAUUAAAGAAGGAUUUUGAGUGGUGAAUCACCACAUGCAUUGUGUAGGCUUUAGAAAUGUCCAGGUAACCAGUCUAUGAUGGACUGCUAAUUCAUUCCCUGAUUAAGGCAUACAGCACAGUUUCAGUUUGACAUAAUUGUUUUACGCCUUGAAAGGAUGUAUAAAGCAUCAGUUUGGAGAACCUUUUGUUUAACCAAAACUUGUUUUUAUGAUAGUAAGUUGCAUCAAAAAUGGUUUGCGUUGUAAAUUAUUGCUUUGUUUUAUUGUUCACUACAAUAAAAUCCUGUUUUUAUGAUUA